UGUAACCACCAGUGGUCCAGCUCCAACAAACAUGAACGCCGAGCAAGUAUACCACUACGCUCACUACCGACGACGCUCAGAGAAUCCAUAUACAUGACUAAGAGGCUCGGCAUUAGGUAUCUUUGGAUCGAUGUCCUUCGCGUAAUCCAGGCAUCCGAACAGGAUUGGAUGAGCAACGCGUUAAAAAUGGACUAG
This is a messenger RNA of Hyaloscypha bicolor E, 195 nucleotides long. RefSeq lists its product as uncharacterized. The transcript has a single exon. Lineage: Eukaryota; Fungi; Ascomycota; Leotiomycetes; Helotiales; Hyaloscyphaceae. The record is from RefSeq and is a predicted model, not a curated record. The annotation marks the transcript as partial.